Messenger RNA from Zasmidium cellare ATCC 36951, 837 nucleotides. RefSeq lists its product as uncharacterized. NCBI's taxonomy places the organism in Eukaryota, Fungi, Ascomycota, Dothideomycetes, Mycosphaerellales, Mycosphaerellaceae. The record is from RefSeq and is a predicted model, not a curated record. The coding region runs from base 1 to 837 and encodes 278 amino acids. The transcript has 3 exons.
AUGGACGACUUGGGGAAAAUCUGGGGUCUGGAGAAGGUUUGCCGUGCGAGCUUCCUUCGCCGUGGUCAAAUCAUCUUCUCCCCUAGCACCGUAGUCUGUUUCUGCGACGCGCAGACGCCUCCAGGCUGGCUCGCUCGCUAUGCGCGGACUCGGGCUCCUGCCAAAAAGCUCGACUGCACUCGUGAUCAUCAGCGAUCCUGUGCGAGCAAUUUAUGCACGCUGACUUUCCGCUCACCAGCGCGUGGCAACCAGACGGGCCAUGCAAUGCUGGUCGCCUGUCCGGCACAGCAGACUCGCCCAGGCGGUAGUGGCAGCAGAGACGAGCCGAUGAUCGGCUUGCCAGACGAUGUUGACCAGCAGCGACAGCCAGGAAUCGGCGGCUGCAGCAGCGAGCAGAGCCAGUGCCACCGUGUCCAGCAGAGUGGACCAGCGUGGUAUCUGGUAUCAGCGUUGCAGUGCCGCUGCCGCUGCCCGGGCGAACACACCCCGAUACCACGUCUGCUGCAAACUGCCCGUUCCAAAGCUUCCAUGCCGCCGCAGCGUCAUUCAGUGGCAACGACGGGCGAAUCAAGCAGCCAUCGUUUGGGCAGAGUAACGCGGACUCGAAUGAUAUGCCAAGCCUCUCGUUGCGGAUACCCACCACCGCCAGCAGGGAAAACAGCAGCAGCAGCAGUAGUUGCUCGCUCCGUCUGGAACAGGAGCAGCGCCGGCAGCGUGCAUUGGCCUGCGGAACCUGCAGUCUCACAGCACGCCUGGGCAUGGACUACUCUCGCGCGCGGUGUCGUUGACCCAGACUGUCUGUCGCAGGGUGCUUCAUGCAAACGCUGGUACUUGUGA